This is a messenger RNA of Rhinopithecus roxellana (golden snub-nosed monkey), 1366 nucleotides long. RefSeq names its product small integral membrane protein 7 (gene SMIM7). The record is from RefSeq and is a predicted model, not a curated record. NCBI's taxonomy places the organism in Eukaryota, Metazoa, Chordata, Mammalia, Primates, Cercopithecidae. Bases 43 to 270 code for a protein of 75 amino acids. The transcript has 5 exons.
GGGCUUCCGCUUCCGGUUCUGACGGACGCUUUGGCCGUAACGAUGAUCGGAGACAUCCUGCUGUUCGGGACAUUGCUGAUGAAUGCCGGGGCAGUGCUGAACUUUAAGCUGAAAAAGAAGGACACGCAGGGCUUUGGGGAGGAGUCGAGGGAGCCCAGCACAGGUGACAACAUCCGGGAAUUCUUGCUGAGCCUCAGAUACUUUCGAAUCUUCAUCGCCCUGUGGAACAUCUUCAUGAUGUUCUGCAUGAUCGUGCUGUUCGGCUCUUGAAUCCCAGCGAUGAAACCAGGAACUCACUUUCCCGGGAUGCCGAGUCUCCAUUCCUUCAUUCCUGAUGACUUCAAGAAUGUUUUUGACCAGAGAACUGACAACCUUCCAGAAAGCCCAAGCUCGUGGUGCGUGGAAAAGCGUUCGCCGAGAUAUGCAUGGCUUCCCAGCCACGUCCUUGUUUUCAAAGAUAGUGUCACUUUAGUCUGAAUUGGAAUGCUGUCUACUGAAGGGGUUUCAGGAAGGUUUAUAUAAGGGACUGUGAUGAAAUUGCAUUCCCCAUAGAUAAAAGAAAAAUCAUUUCUAUCCAGAGAUCUGAGCAGAAGGAUUGGCUUAUAAGUUUAACACAGCUGUGUUUUUGGACAUUCAGUGUUACUUGCUGAGUCUGACAGCCUUUGGGCCCAGCCAGGGUCCUGUUAACAAAUUGUUUCCACAUCCCAACAGGGUCUGCUUGGCCACUCAGAGCAGCUGCGAUUAACCCUAAGACUUGAACGAACAGGCCACCUGUAACAGGGACACCAGCCUUCCGGUAUAGAAACUAAAUUGUUAGCAAGAGCAUUGAGCUAGUUCCUGGUGAAGUGUUUCCACAGAAGACAUGUGGAGCAGUUGUGGGAAUGUUAAGAGAAAUUUUCCUCUGCCUUGACCCCUUUGUUAAAUAAAAUGACUUUGGGAGCCAUUCAUUGUACAGUUGCAAGAAUGAGAGUGAUUUUAUGAUAUGGUGACAUUGGGACCAUGUUCUAAAACCUUGGGUUUCUGAGUCUGCUUUUUGAGUAGGUGAUUUUGAGGUUGAAAAACCAGGGGCCUGCAUCUAGGAAAUACAGCAUUUUCCAGAAGCUUCUUUGAAAGGGAAUCCUGGUUUCGUUGCCAAAAUGAAACGCCCGGGGUUGGCGCUGAAUCCCACAGCUGUGUGAUUUGCUCAUUGAGUUUUUUGUUGUCUGCUUUUUUUGGUUUUGUUUGUUUAUACCAGUAAGAAUGAGCCCGAAUGUUGGUGGUUUUUGAAAUCCUGACUUGGAGGUAAACCUGGAGGAAGGAAAAAAAGUAAAUAUGCAGGCUUUUAGGACUGAGUAGCCUUGAAAAUAAACCUCAUUUCUGAAAAGGA